Drosophila melanogaster (fruit fly) is the source of this 835-nucleotide messenger RNA. RefSeq lists its product as uncharacterized. NCBI's taxonomy places the organism in Eukaryota, Metazoa, Arthropoda, Insecta, Diptera, Drosophilidae. The transcript has 2 exons. Bases 50 to 763 code for a protein of 237 amino acids. The record is from RefSeq and is marked reviewed.
GAAAAACAUAUUGAAUCACAAAGGCAAGGAGCGACUAGAAGAACUCUACAUGCUUAGUUCAAAAAGUGACACUUCUGGAGACGAUAUCUCUAUAACUGCACAAGCAGAAAAAAGAGUGGAUGAUAGCAUCAGAGCGCCAUCUAUUGGCUGGAAUGCUGAGCACAAAGAUGUUCAGAUUCCAAGGGACCAACUAACCCACAGGCAGAUCAGCAAGUGCAAUUUGUUUGAGGAAUACAUCAAGCUCCCAAAGAGUGAAUAUGGACAAACAAGCCGCAUGAAGCGAUUCCGAUCCGAAGAGUUAGCUAUUAAGCAAGAAGAUCAAAUCGUGGAGCAUAGAUCAUCGAGUCUUUCGCGGCUAUCGGAUGUCACAAUCAAGCCCACCUGCGAGGUGAGUAGUCAGACUUCGUGGACAGCAGCGGACGAGAGUAAUAUGAAUAGCAAGGAUUUGGAGGCGAAGCUGGCGGCUGUACGCGGCGGUGGUAUCGAUCUCGAAACGGACAAGCCCAGCAAGAUCCAGCAGCACACGAUCCACAUCGAGGUGGAGUCGGUGACAUCGGCCACGGCUAUGCAAAGACCCCCACUGCACCAAAGGAUGUGGCAGGUCCUUGUGCAGACGGCGGAUACGAUUGUCGCAUUCGCCUCUAUAAUCGGCGAGAAUUUAACAGUGGCACUCUUCAUUGUCCUGUGCCUGUGGUGCCUUUACCUCUUACUAAGCCACUUUUAUGGCAACUUGCAGACCAAUGUCGGCAUGCCGUCCAAAUAAUUGUAAUAAGAAUGAUUCGUUUUGCACGUGAUUGUAUGAGUAAAAAUGCAGUAAACAGAAUUAGCAGAACAG